AUGAAACGAAAUCAUAAAGCUAAACUAUAUAUGCAUAAGGAUUAAAACAGCCUUCUUGGUUUGAACAAACCUAUUUUUUUACUUUAGUUCCAAAAAUACAGUUUGAUUAUUAAAUAAAGAACAUACUCUAAACAAAUUUCUUUUUAUUUUGAUAUAAAAUAUGUUGUAAUUGAACAUUAUGAAUAAUAUGAUACUCCACAAAUACAAUUCUUUUAGAAUUUAUUACAUUAUUAAACAUAAGUGCCUAUAAUUUAUUUAAAAUCAUGGCAAUACUCGUCUAUACUUCAAAAAAGAGUUGCUUGUUAUGGUUCAAUAGAAACAAGAAGAUCUCAUACUAAUUUUAAUAUUAUCAUAGCAUUAUCCAUUAGUAGCUAAAGCAUUGAAACAAUAUUUAGAAUUAUUAAUUGGGACUCCCUCUACAUGAACAAUUAUUCUAAAAAUUUUUUAGUAUUUUUAUCCAAAAAAUUACCAGAACUCGCCUCACAAUCUUCACAUCUUUAUGUUGAAUUACAAUAUGAUAAUGUUGUAGAUUCGCUAGUAUAAUCAUUUACUGUUAAUCCUUAACAUUCAUUUCGCAAACUCAUGUUGUUACAUUUGGAAUCUUAUUGUUACUUUUAAAAAGAUUAAAAGAACAACAUUAUGUAUAUUUUAUUCCCAAGAAUUCUGAGAUUCUAAUUUACAUUCUUCUUGCCCUUUCUCAUGUAUAUUUUUAAUUCAAAAAUAAGAGUAAAUAAAGAAUAAAAUUUAGAAGCUUCAAGAAAUUUAAUUACCUGUGCAAUGGGUAUUAUUAAACUAAUUGCUACCUACACCGUGGUAUUAAGUAGUUAAUUGUGAGUUUUCAGGAAGCCAUCAUGUAUUUCAAAGAUGAAUAAAACCAUACCUUAAAUCAAAACCUUAUUUAUUAAAGAGAGGUCACCUUCGGCUCUAGCAGACCCAUUAACAAGUUCUCGACUCAAUUUCAAUAGAAAGAGAGUAUCCAGUAAGAUGGCAUUAACAAAGGGCAGCCCCCAAAAAGUAUCUAAUUUUUUCGAAAACUUGGAAAAUACAAAGCUAUUAUGAUUUUUAUGCUUAUAUUUCAUAUUAUUAUUUAUGUAACUUCUGUUUAUGCUGAUCAUUUAUUUGAGUAAGGAGAUGUUAGAAAUUUCAACUAUGCAAGUAAUCCUACUUUAAUUUACUCAUCAUUUGCAAAGUAAUUCUCUUAUGUACUUGAUGUGUAUAAUUAAAAUAGAAAUUUAUCUAAUAUUUCCAAAUACUUUAAUACCUCAACAUCAGAUUGACAGAUUUUUUCCAUUUCAUUAUUUUAAGGUUCUAUUGAAGGUUGUUUGGAAAGUACAGAAUUAUAUCAUGGACUUUAUUUAAAUUAGUUUACAUUUAAGGAUGAAAGUGUUUAAGUUACAAACAACUUGAAUAUCAACUGUCCUAACUCUUUAUAAACUCAUUUUAUUAUAAAAAUAGUAAUAUAAGGUUCUAUAUAAUUUUUUAGAUAUUAUGCUGAAGGUUCUUAAUUUAAUAAUUUAGCUGUACAAAACUAAGUGACUAUAAAUUUUUAUAUCUAAAAACUUAAAAAUUUUGGAUAUUAGAUACUAUCAAGUUUAUCUGAUCAUGCUUUAAUUAACCCAAUUAUUAGGGAUAUGUUACCCUAUGGCUUGAGUUAAGUUGUAUUAAUGGCUUGGUAUAAACUAAUUUUUAAAUAAAUAAAAUGA
Molecule: messenger RNA, 1703 nt
Organism: Paramecium pentaurelia
Lineage: Eukaryota; Ciliophora; Oligohymenophorea; Peniculida; Parameciidae
Source: the annotation of a GenBank genome assembly